Alternaria alternata is the source of this 600-nucleotide messenger RNA. RefSeq lists its product as hypothetical. Bases 1 to 600 code for a protein of 199 amino acids. The record is from RefSeq and is a predicted model, not a curated record. Lineage: Eukaryota; Fungi; Ascomycota; Dothideomycetes; Pleosporales; Pleosporaceae. The transcript has 2 exons.
AUGGCUGAUAAAGAGCCUUGUAACGUACUUGCUCGCAAUCGUAUCAAAUCCCAGCCCACCACUCUAAUGAGAAGGGAACCGAUGGAAGCUAGCUUGGAGCAAAACGAGACCUUUCCCGAUCAUGGAGUCCAGCCCGCUAGCCGCACCGUAUCCAUUUCCCAACUCCCUGUCGCAGGUAGUGCCGCCAUGGUGCCCCAAGUACCUCCCACGGAAGCCUCUCAACAGGCUUCACUUCAGACCGUCCCUCAUAUUCUAUCGAAACUGAAUAUUGAUCACUAUCUCGAAUCGAAAGCUAAGGCAGUGAAACUUGAACAAGAGCUGCUUGUGCUCAAUCGCAAGAUUGAGGAGCUUACAACGAUUAUCGAGGAACAAGACAUCAAGUACGAAUCAGAGCUCCACCCAGAGCUCGACAACCAAGAGCAUGCUAUAGCAGCACUAAAUAAAAGGCACGAAGAUAAGUUUGAGAAAAAGAGGCAAGCGUUGAGAGAGCAAAUGACUACGAAACUCGAAGCGCGGAAUACCCUUAAUCUGGAGCGCAUGCGCGAUAGUAUUUCAGUGGAGGACUUGCGCGAAUGUAUACCAGUAAAGGUCUUGCUAUAA